Messenger RNA from Leptinotarsa decemlineata (Colorado potato beetle), 4447 nucleotides. RefSeq lists its product as uncharacterized. Gene Ontology annotation, cellular component: centrosome; ciliary basal body; centriolar satellite. NCBI's taxonomy places the organism in Eukaryota, Metazoa, Arthropoda, Insecta, Coleoptera, Chrysomelidae. The record is from RefSeq and is a predicted model, not a curated record. Gene Ontology annotation, biological process: protein localization to centrosome; non-motile cilium assembly; microtubule anchoring at centrosome.
UUUUGUUGAUCAACAUUUUAGCUGUCGGUAUUUUUCUACACUGUAGAAAAAAUAUUGGCCGUUCGCUAAUAGGCAGACACCAUCUAAAAACCAAAACUAUUUAACAAAAAAAUAAUGUUUUAGGGUCAUCUCAGCACAUAUUUAAAAAAUGCCAGGCGAUCGCAGGACGAAAAAUAAACAAAGCACUGGAACAGUGCCAAAAAUAAAACCUUACAAUGUUUCCUCUUCCCCUAACAUAGCAGAAAGGUCCACCACCCAUGCCAACAAUCUAACUGCGUAUGGGCACCACCCUCCUGACCAGUAUAACAUCUUUAGGAAUCGCAGAAGGAAUCAACAGCAGAAUAACUAUUUCACUAUGGAGAACGCUCCAGAAGGUUAUCUACCCAGUGUCCAGAACAUGAUCGCUAAUGAAACAUCCACAAACACGAGUUCAUCGAAUUCCAGGAGAAACUCAUCUGGAUCAACUCUGAAAUGCGACAACAUAACGAAAUAUCCUGAUAAGAAGCAGGUAGAGCAGAGGCUGGAGCAGAUUCGUGAAUACUUGAAAAUUACAAAUUCUUUAAUGACCAGCAUGAGGAAUACCGAUGAACAUAUUGCAAAUUUGCCUUACGAGCAGAGCCCCGAUUUUUCCGAAAUAGAAAGCUUGGAGAAAGUGAUGAGUGACUUGAAAGACAGCGAAACAAAGUUAGUCUGUAUUCUGGACCAAAUGAACGCCGGGGAUGGCGCGAAUAGCGAACAGGCGAUAGAGAAUGGUACGGAGGAGCUGUCGUUGCACAGCACUGCUUCGACAAUGGGAAACAACAUCGAUGUCAAUUUGGACAAUCCAAAUCACGAAAUGGAUGCUCUGAAGGAGCAGCAGUUGUCUCUCAUGCGACUCCAGCAGAAAGCGGAGUAUAAACUGAGAAGUGCAAGGCAGAUUCAAAGCAAUCUACUUCAAGCGACAGUCGAUUCGAACAGCGUCGCAAACUCCAAAGACAGCAAAAACCUCCGCGACUUCGACGUCGCAAUCGGAGAGCUGGAGGAGAGAUGGAAAAGACUGAAGCCGGUCGAAUCGAACAACAAAACCGAGGAGAUGUUCACUAGUCGCGUCGAAAGCCUGCACAAUCAGAUGAUGAGCUUGCGCGCCGAAAAUAACGAAAGGGAACACCUCAUCGAGGCGUUGGACAAUCAAGACGCCGCGCUGAGGUCGGAGCACGCAGAGCUGCAAAACAAGCUCGUCGAACUGCAGAAUAAGAAGUCGCAGGUCGAUCAACUGGUGGCGCAACUCCAGAGCUUCGGGGAGCCGGAAGAAGGAGAUGUCGGCGGGCAAGUCCGAAAAAUCGUAACGAUGAAGGACCAACUGAAGAAACUGAAAGACAUGCUCGAAAUAGUAAAAACGACGGAAAACAUUAUGCAAAACACGAAUUCGUCGGCCGAAGUCCAAGCCGCCGCUUCUGAUAUUUGUUCAACGGCCGAAAACUUUUUAGACAAGCACCUGCAGAAGACCCCGCUGGCAGCCAGCGUUUCGAACGGCUCGAACGUCCUCAGGUAUGACAACGAUACGGGCAGCGAGGCGCGCUCGUCCAAGCAGGUCAACAAGAAGAACAAGCAAGCCGUUAGGAGGGUGGAACCCAGCCAGGUUAUCAGUGACAAUCAGAAGAUCGUCAUGCAGAGGCAGCUGAACGCCAAGAAGAAGGAUCUGGAGGAUAUCAUGGGAAAAUAUAAAGCCAGUAUCUCAAAUUUAAACCAUGACGUCGGCAUAGACAACAAAUCUGAAACGAAUUAUUGGUCUCCGGCGAAUCAACUUCCCAUUUCUCAUGGCGAAUCUGAUACUUUUUCGAGCGAUGACUGCGAGGAAGACAUGAACGAGUACGCCGAGCUUAGCGACAAUCACAACGCUAUCUCUCUGCCUUCUCUGAAUUACUCGCCUUCCAAUGCGUCUAAACAUCGAUCGGAGAAUCUGUCGCGUAAUGCUUAUGUUCAGCCUGCGAGUUCCAGUAACAGGGGUUUUUACCAAGAUAGAAAUGCGCGCAGUGCUUCCGUGGGUACUGUGGGAUACAGGGAUCAAGCCAGGUCUAACGUAGAUCAAGAAAAAACGGAGGUACAGAAACAGCUCUACCUGAUGAAGAGUCUCUGCGACUCUAUGCUGGAGCACCAAGCAAUGUCAUCCACGAAUUUCAACCAACCCAAUUCGAACGUUCUAAGAAAUAACCUGACUCCUUCGCCGAUGUACCCCUCGAACCUGUUGAACGUCCCGAAUCCGAACGCGGGCUUACCUUGGACCCCCGAGUCGAAUGCCAGCCACAGCAACCUCAACAACGGACACUGGCAGGCGCAGUCUGCAAUUCUCGACACACUGAAUCAGUGCUGCCAAGUGCUGUGCAUGCAGCAGAGGGAGAUCGAGAGCUUGAAGAACAACUUAGCUUUGCUUCAGGUCAGAAUGGAGAAUCCACUCAGGUCCAAUGGCGAUCACCUUGGCGAUCUUCUCCAGAAUCUCCUGUCGGAACUCCGUUGUUCCAAUCCGUACUACCCCAACUCAAACCCUAUCCCCAACUCGAACCCUAUCCCCAACUCCAACCACCACAAAGAUAACCACGUCUCGGGCGCUUUCUCGCUGCCUAACCUCAACCAGUACAACCCCUCUCCGCUGGCGCCCUCUUCUAACAUGGCUCCAAACUACGUAAACGACAGUAACGCUCAGAGCGGCGGCGGCCGCCUGCUAGAUUCAAACAACGUCCCCGCUAACAAUCUGUUGCAUGCCGUCAAUCCUAACAUUAACCACGCCCUGUCCAACCAAUUGUGGAAUGGCCAAGCGUUGAAUAACCAGGUUGCGCCCGGAAACAGAGCUAACAAUUACUGGGACAAUUUCAGAAGUUACUCCCGCCAAAACCUCCUCUCGACGAAGAACAUCGAGUCCCUCUCGAAUCCCCCGUGCACCACUUACGACCGUUCGAACGUCGUCAACGAACGAACGAAUCCAUUCGUCGGCUUCUAUUCCAAGAGCAAUUUCGAACAGGGCUCGACGUUCGCCGCGCACGACAACACCCGAACGACGCCCGACGUGCUGAACGUCACUCACAACUCCACAAAGAGUGGCAGCGAACAGGCCGCAGCGCCUUCUAGCGGCGAACGGAUGGUUGUGCCAUCUAGCGGCGAACGUAUGGUGGCGCCAUCUAGUGGUGAACGGAUGGUAGCUCCAUCUAGCAGCCAAAGAGUGGCAGUGCCAUCUAGUGGUCACAACAACGAGCAAGAUGGUUUCCGGGUGCAGCCGAACUUCAACUUGAGCCAUGACAGCAAUUUAUUCGGCUCGAAUCUUACCGAGGAUCAGCUCCUCGAGGUGAUCCGGAGGAGGAACGAGUUGACCGAAGAAGGUUCCGAAGAUCGGACAUCUAGGUCUAAGCUGUUUGAAGAACUACGCGAAAACGUCUACAAAGAAGUGGCGUCUCUCAUAUCUGCCAACGAAGCUAGACCUCACUUUCUGAUCCAGCUGUUCAGGGAUCUUCAGAUGAUUGGUUCCGACUUUUUGCGGCUGCAGAUUCUACAGGCAAUACAGGCGGUCAUCACGCAGUUUUCUAACGUGCCUGAUACUGAGCAAGCCACCAUUGAUCAAGAGGUAGUUCAGAUUCCAGAUAGCUUUCCCAUGCAACCUACUAUUUGGCCCAAGUCAAGUGUUAGAUUUAAGAAGUUUCAUGGCUGUCAAGAAAUAUUAAAGGAAAUUAGACCGUUUUUGCAUAGGCACGCGAACCACGUCUUCCAAAAUCAACUGCUCUCAUCUUUGAAACAGACUCUCUUGGCAUCAGCCUCGUUCAAAAAAGUCGUGAAAGACGCUGUGUUCGAGACGCAUUUUUCCAAUCUUCUUGAUGGAGUUUUACGUCAGUAUUAUGGAAAGAAAGUUGGACAUGUCAGAGCCCAUUUGAUCCAAACGUUAACCGACUUGUUUUCCGGGGAAUUGGGCUACAUCCAGUUGAUUCAUGACACUGCGCAGGAAUCAUCCCAUCCUCAUCAAUCAAACGAAGCAGGCUAUGACAGUACAAAUUUCCUCCAAGAGUCUCAAUCGCAUGAGCAGCAGAGUAACAACGAAAACGUUCCUCAGCCUGUUGAGAACAUCCAAAACGAAGACCUGGCCGAAGCGGAUCAAUCUAGGGUUAUUAGCGAAGACGUGGAAGAUGAAGAAGAAGAAGAAGAGGAAGGAGCCGUGGGGGGGAUUUUGGAGGUAGUACAAGAUGUGGAAUCUCAGGAGGUGAAGCAGGAUAUUUGUGAUGAAGCUGGAGAUUUAGCUGCUGCCGCAAUAGAGGGUUUGGAUCAGGUACCGAUUAGGUUGCCCAUUGCUGUGAAGUCCCGAUCAUCGACUCCAGUCAGAGAUACAACAAACUCGGAUUCGAGCCCGUUUUAAACUGUUUUUAAAUUGUAUUUUAUUUCUAGGUUAGGAUAUUGUGAUUCUGGAAUAAACGUUAUAUUUUGAAGUCAA